This is a messenger RNA of Choloepus didactylus (southern two-toed sloth), 2541 nucleotides long. It is a transcript of the gene FASTKD3, whose product is annotated as FAST kinase domains 3. Gene Ontology annotation, biological process: mitochondrial RNA processing; regulation of mitochondrial mRNA stability. Bases 242 to 2224 code for a protein of 660 amino acids. Lineage: Eukaryota; Metazoa; Chordata; Mammalia; Pilosa; Megalonychidae. The record is from RefSeq and is a predicted model, not a curated record. Gene Ontology annotation, molecular function: RNA binding. The transcript has 7 exons. Gene Ontology annotation, cellular component: ribonucleoprotein granule; mitochondrial matrix.
UACAGCUUCCGCGUCCGGAGUCUGCCAAAGGCUGCUGGGCGGAGUAAAGGAUGUCGCUUGGGGGCAUCGCGGGUCUCCUGGCGUUGCGAUUCCCGGAGCCGGCCGAGCUCGGUCGCUGAGCACGCAGGCUUACAGGUUGGCUUUCCCGCCGCGGCGUAUGUGGUCCCUCCGCGUCGCAGAAGCACCUGCGCAGUGCUGGCCGGCCGCAGUAUAGAUCAAGAGGAGUUGUGACUCCAGUGACAUGGCUUUAAUCACCUUGAGGAGGAACCUUUGUCAUUUGCCUGAUUUUCGAAUACAUGGAGCUGUGGCUGCUCUGAAAAAUCAACCUGUGAAUCAUGUUCACAAGGCAGCCAAGGCGCAUCUAUGUCCUUUGCUCUUUUCACAACAGUCAUCACCUUUCAGGGUCAGGUUCCAUCAUUCCUGUUGUAAAAAGUUCCAUUCGGAAAAUGGAAAUGACCUUCAUCCAGUUGGUGAACCCAUGUUUUCUCAAGUACAUGAUUGGGACAGGCAGGGAGAAAAUACUGAAAACGUUGAUGAAGAGAGAUUUUACAGGAGACUAAGCAGCUUCACUUCAUCAGCAGAAGUGUUAGGUUUUAUAAGCACACUGGCCACUCUGCCUGAUGCUGUGGCAGCAAGAGCUCUGCAGUGGAUUUGUGAGAUGGAAAAAAAAGAUGGCAACAGCAGGUUGCCAAAAGAAAUACUAGAAAAUAACAUCUUCAAGGCUUUAUGCUUUCGAUUUGAACAGGAACCUUCACGUCUGUCAAAUACUGAUAUAGUGACUGCUUUGCAAGCUCUGAGUCUGUUGCAUGUGGAUCCUCAGAGUGGCUUGUUAGUGAGCCUGGUGGCAGAAUGCCAAAGUCGUCUCAGAAAGGGUGGCCUAGAAGUCCACAAUCUCUGUAUUCUUGGAGAAAGUCUGAUUAAACUGCAAGGUCCAGGUUGUACGACACUAGAAGUGAUCCUGUGCCAACUGCAAGGUGAAAAUUUGGAAAAAUUUACCCCAGAGGAUAUUGUGGCCCUUUAUAGAAUGUUUCAAGCAUGUCCUGGAAAAGUGGAACAGCUCCAGACAUUUUUAAAUCAGGUGAACAACUACUCUCUGUCAGUUGUUUCCAAUCUGAGUCCUAAAUUGAUUAGCCAAAUGCUCAAUGCCCUAGUGGCACUUGAUCAAACUCGAGCUCUUCCUCUGAUUAUAAAAUUGGGUAAAUACGCUGUUAGGCAUAUCCCUAAUUUCACCAAUGAAGAGCUGAAGAAAGUCUUAGAGGCUUUCAUAUAUUUUGGACACACUGACAGAUUUUUUACAAAAGCCCUGGAGCAACAUGUGUCUGCACUUUGUCCUUCUCUGAAUCCUGAAAUUGUCAGCAAAAUCAUGGAGUACUGCAGUAGAAGACUGAUUCUUUCAAAACCCAUCUUGGAUGCAGCAGCAGAAAUUUUUGUUUGCCAAUCAGAAAAGUUUUCACCUAGUCAGAUUUCUGAAUUAAUCGAACCAUUUGGGAAACUCAAUUAUUUACCCCCAAAUGCCUCUGCUUUAUUUAGAAAGCUAGAAAAUACACUAUUCACAGAUUUCAAUCAUUUUCCACCCAAAAUACUACUGAAACUUCUCCAUUCAUGUUUGCUUAUUGAACGCCAUCCAGUCAACUUUAUGGCAAAAAUAUUUAGCCCUUAUUUUCUUCAACAGCUGCAAGGUGAAGAAACAUAUCUGGACAGGUUGAAUCUGGCACAACUGACACAACUGUACUUGACCUCAGUCCUGGAAUGUCCUUUCUAUAAGGGUCCAAAACUUCUUCCUAAAUAUCAAGUGAAAUCAUUUCUAACUCCAUGCUGUUCCCUGGAGACCCCUGUGGAUUUUCACCUUUAUAAAUCUGUGAUGAUUGGAUUGAUUGACCUUUUAGGAGCAAGAUUGUACUUUGCUUCCAAAGUGUUAACGCCCUAUUGUUAUACAAUAGAUGUUGAAAUUAAAUUAGAUGAAGAAGGAUUUGUAUUACCACUUACAGUUAAUGAAGAUGUACACAAAAGAAUAGCACUGUGCAUUGAUGGCCCCAAAAGAUUUUGCUUUAACAGCAAAAACUUACUAGGAAAAGAAGCUGUUAAACAAAGGCACCUCCGGUUGCUUGGUUAUCAAGUUGUCCAGAUUCCCUAUCAUGAGGUUGAGAUGCUAAAAUCAAGACCUGAGUUAGUGGAAUAUUUACAAAGAAAAUUAUUUUCUCAAAACGAUGAGGUUCAACGGUAACAAGAAGGAAUACUGACUUCAGAACUCAGACUGUGGAAGAAGUUGCAUUUUUGUGGGACACAAUAUAAAAAAGAAUUUAAUUUGUGAAUUAGCCAUUUUGCAGAAUUGUGGACUAUUUGGUGAUCUGAAAAGGGUUGUACACAUCUUACAGAGAUACAGAAGGAUCUGUGGUUUUCCUUAUACUCUGUAUACCAAGUAUCACUGGUUGAUUUUAAAUUAAUUUUAAUACUAGUAUCAUAGAUACUUAUUUUUAUAUAUCAAACAAUUGAUUAAGUACAAUAAAGGAAUAUAAUGAAUAAAUAUUAUUUUUAAACCUA